Messenger RNA from Coregonus clupeaformis (lake whitefish), 744 nucleotides. Its product is annotated as BTB/POZ domain-containing protein 1-like. The record is from RefSeq and is a predicted model, not a curated record. Gene Ontology annotation, biological process: neurogenesis. Gene Ontology annotation, molecular function: protein binding. Lineage: Eukaryota; Metazoa; Chordata; Actinopteri; Salmoniformes; Salmonidae. The transcript has 2 exons. The coding region runs from base 26 to 547 and encodes 173 amino acids. Gene Ontology annotation, cellular component: P-body; cytosol.
UUUGCGCAUUCUGGAGCGGGAAGAAAUGCUGGAGCGGCCUCGAAUAUGCCAGUCCCCGUGGUCGCAGCACCAAUCUCCCCCCCCAUCGGGGGGCCUUCACCGGGAGCCUAUGUACAACUGGCAGGCCACAAAGAGCUCGGUAAAAGAGCGCUUCGCGUUUCUCUUCAAUAGCGAACUGCUCAGCGACGUAAGGUUUAUUGCCGGUAAAGGUAGACAGGCGCAGAGGAUACCGGCGCAUAAAUUCCUCCUAGCUGCUGGUAGUGAUGCCAUGUUCAACGGGGGAACGGCCACCACCUCGGCCGAGAUAGAGUUACCUGAUGUGGAACCUGCAGCCUUCCUAGCCUUGCUAAGGUUCCUGUACUCUGACGAGGUCCACAUAGGACCAGAGACGGUGAUGACCACUCUGUAUACAGCGAAUAAAUAUGCCGUCCCUGCUCCAGAGACCCAGUGUGUGGACCAAACACAUACCAAACACCUCAGGGCAGACAACGUGUUCAUGCUACUCACUCGGGUAUACAGGACUGGUAAUAUAACUCCUAUUGUAUAAACUAUUCUACAUAAUACUACUAUUCACUCAGGUGAUAUAAUGAUGGAUAACUAGCCUAGAGGCUAUGCUUCUCACUCAAAGAAUAUAAGAUUGAUGAUGUAGGCUGAUAUCAAAUAACCUAACCUGCCAUAUGCUUUUCACUCAGCAUAUAAUGUAGGAUACACUGGCCAGUGUAAAUAAAAUCCUCAUGUGGGUAC